AUGAGUCCCUUGGGUGGCGCUGGCGGGGGGUUUCUAACCCCUGGUACUGCUGAGGAGUCAACCGGUGCAGAGCGGUUCAGCACGAUGAGCCUGGACGUGCAGAGUGCGCACAGCCCUGGGGAGGUUGACGCGCUGGCGACCAGCGUUGACCUGGUUGACUGCAGCGUUGACCUGGGGGACUCGGCAGGAGAAGGAGGGGCUUCUCUGGAGGGUGGUGCAGGGCCGAGAGGGGCGGGGGGGCAUCUGGCAAUGUCGCCUUGCUACACUGCUACUCUUGACUCCCAGCACUCAUCGCUCCCAUCGUUCCCCCCUGCCCCUGCGCACUCUGUCCUGCCCCCCAGGCUGCUGCAAGCGGACGACAGUGAGUUCAAGUGGAAGGCAUACGACGGCUUCUGGGCGCUGCUCGCCCUGCUGCACAACAAGGCCGACGCCGCGGCCGCCCUCUCCGCGGGCCUCUUCCUCUCCCUCCCCGGCUCCGCCUCCACCGCCUUCCCCCUCUCCCGCCUGCGCGCCCUCGCCCCGCCCCCGCCCUCCCGCCUCGACCUCGACGCAGCAUUAGAGGGCGAUGGGGGGGGGCACUGGGGGUGCAGCACGGAGGAGCGGCUGGAGCAGCUGGGGAAGGAGAAGUGUCCGCGCGUGGUGUUCCGCCUCGUGCUGCUCUAUGUGUACGACGCGGGGUUAGACGCGCUGCAGCGCUGCCUGCACCACUUCACCGUGCUCGUCCCCGUCAUGCUGGCGGACGGCAGUGACGGCAGCAGCGACUGGCACCGCAACCGCUUCCACCUCUUCCUCUGGUCGCUGCUGCACGCGCACGACGCCGUGGGGCAAAUGGACGACGGGGCGCGCGGGGAGGUGAUUGCGCAGGGCGUGCAUGACGUGGUGGUGUCGGCUGCUGCUGUGUUCGCGCACCCCAUGAAGGGCUCCCUGCGUGCCACGCCCAGCAGCUCGGGGUCGGAGGAGGAUGAUGACCUGGAAGCCGCCAGACGCCUCGUGCAGCAGCAGCGAGUGGACGCCGCUGUGGAGGAGGAAAUAGGGCACAUGCUGUCAGCGGUGGCGCAGUGGGACGCAGAGCUGUCACAUGCACGGCAGCUGCACGAGGCACUGAGGGCGCAGAGGGUGCGGCAGCAGCGUGCCUUCCAGGAGCUGCAGCGCAUCGCCCUCGCCGACCUGCUCGAUGCUGACAGCCGCCGCCGCGCUGCCGCCCGCAUCGCUUACGACGAGCAGCAGGAGCGCGUCAAGCCCGCAAGCGCAGGGGGAGAGGGCGCGGAAGGCGCGGGCACAGAGGGGAAGGAGGAGGGCAGCGAGGCGGAACCAGGGCGAGAGGUGCGGGUGAAAGCGGUGGCAGUGGCGGCGGCAGGGAGGGAGAAGGGAGCAGGGGUGGGGGAGGAGGGAGGGGAGAUCCGGGUGGAAAAGGAUUUACUGGAGGAGGUGGCGAUGCUGCAAGAGGAGCACAAGAGCGCCCAGGAGAGCGCAGGGGGGGCAGGCUCGGGGGCGGGUGGGGGAGGGGAGGUGGCUGUGCGGUCGAGUGGGGUGCAGCUGGGUCUCCGAUUCGAGUCCGACGAUGAGACCUCUCAAAACUCGCUGGGGCGGGCGAGUGUGGGCAUGGCCAAGGACCCCGAUGUGCUGCAGGAAGUCAAGAUGCACCGCCAGUGGCCCCUGCUUGAGCUGCGGCUUAUCCGAGUGACGCGCUUCCUGCUGCGCUACACGGCCCUCGAGCUCUCCUUCACAUCCCCCGCCGCGCGCCCGCCAGCACUCUUCACCUUCGCCUCGCCGCGCCUCGCAGCUGACUUCGCAGCCAAGAUGGCCGCAGUGGCCAACGCCACAGCCCGGUCCACGCGCGCACGCGAGGAGCACGUCAUGGUGGUGGACCGCCGCCGCGCUCUCGACCGCGCGGAGAAAGCCGCAGCGGCGUGGCGGCGGCGAGAGCUGAGCAACUUUGAGUACCUCAUGGUGUUGAACACGCUGGCGGGGCGCACGUACAAUGACCUGGCGCAGUACCCCGUGUUCCCGUGGGUGAUUGCGGACUAUGAGAGCGAGCAGCUGGACCUGCAGAGCGAGAGCACCUUCCGUGACCUUGGCAAGCCCGUUGGGGCACUCAAUGCCAAGCGCCUUGAGAUGUUCCGUGAUAGGGCAGAGAGUUUUCGAGACCCCGAUAUUCCAAGUUUCCUGUACGGCUCGCACUACUCCACAGCGGGCAUCGUGUUAUUCUACCUGCUGCGCCUCGAACCCUUCGCCACUCUCAGCUGCCGCCUGCAGGGCGGCAAGUUUGACCACGCGGACAGGCUGUUCCAGUCAGUAGCAGUGACGUGGGCCAACUGCCUGACCAACACGAGCGAUGUCAAGGAGCUCAUCCCCGAAUUCUUCUAUCUGCCUGACUUCCUCUCUAACGCCAACCACCUGUAUCUGGGGCAGUGCCAGGACGGCUCAAUGCUCAAUGAUGUUGUGCUGCCGCCCUGGGCGCAGGGCAGUCCAGAGCUGUUCGUGCGUCUCAACCGGGAGGCCCUCGAGAGCGAGUGGGUCAGCGCGAACCUCCACCGUUGGAUCGACCUCAUCUUCGGCUACCAGCAGCGCGGCCUGGCAGCCAUGGAAGCAGACAACGUGUUUUUCUACCUCACAUACGAGGGCGCUGUGGACAUGGAUGCUCUAGAAGACCCCAUGGACCGGGCGGCCAUAGAGGAGCAGAUCGCUGCCUUCGGCCAGACGCCCGCCCAGCUCUUCCGCCGCCCGCACGAGCCCCGCGGCCCGCCGCCCCGCGCCGCCCGGCCGCUGCUGCACCGGCCGGCGGCGCUUGGACUUUCUGCUGUGGUGCCAGCGUGUCCCCCUGGUGCUGGUGCUGCGGGUGGCAGUGCGGGUGCAGGGGGGAGUGUGGGGGAGGUGCUGCGGCAGCAGUGGGAGGUGGGGGUGGUGUUUGUGGGGGUGGCGCAGGGGCGGGUGGUGACAGUAACGAGGGGGCAGUGCAUGGCCGCCCGGCUGUGGAACACACCGUACAGCUCGGGAUACCAAGUGCUGGCUGCGGACGCGCCCUUCUCGCUGAGCGAGCCGCUCAUCUCUCGGCGAAUCGGGGCGCCCUUCGCGUCCACGAGUGGGGACGUGAGCCCGCACUGCUUCGCGCUGCUGCGCGGGACCUCCUCGCCCUUCCUGCUGUGCGCCGCACACUGGGACUGCUCCACGCGCCUCGUGGCGGUCAGUGACGGCCGCACCCUGCAGGCCGUGCGGCAGCACACCGACGUCGUCACCUGCCUCUCCGCAUCAGAGGACGGCCUGUGGAUGGCGACAGGCAGUCGCGACACGACAGUGAUGGUGUGGCAUGUGGACCGCACACAGCCACGCCCCUCCGCCGACCCAGUGCUGCCCUGCAAGCCGCACCUGCUCCUCUGCGGGCAUGACGACGUGGUCACUCAGGUGCUCGCCUCCUCCCCGCUCGACCUCGUCCUCUCAGCCUCGCUGGAUGGCUCGCUGCUGCUGCACUCGCUCUCCUCGGGCCGCUUCAUCCGCUGCAUCCGCCACCCGCUGCGCCACGCCGUGCAGCGAAUGGCUGUCAGCCAGCUGGCGCUGGUGGCGGUGCACUCCGAUGCGGAUGGCUGGCUGCGCGUGGCCUCCAUCAACGGCAAGUGGCUUGCUGCCGCAGCAACAGCAGCAGCAACAGCAACAACAGCAGCAGCAGCAGCAGCAGAAGUGGACAGUGUGACGUGCAUGGCAGCGAGUGCGUGCGGUGAGUUCCUGGUGACAGCGGGGGCGGCGGGGCGGGUAACAGUGCGGUCCUUCUUCACACUGGCCACAGUGGUGGUGUACGAGGGUGUGGGCGUGGCCGCCUGCUCCAUUGCCGUCACCAGUGAGGAUGCCAUUCUCGUGGGGCUGGAAGACGGCCGCCUGCUGCUCUACUCGCUGCGCGCCGAUGCUCUCACUGACUGA
This is a messenger RNA of Closterium sp. Yama58-4, 3912 nucleotides long. The record is from the annotation of a GenBank genome assembly. Lineage: Eukaryota; Viridiplantae; Streptophyta; Zygnematophyceae; Desmidiales; Closteriaceae.